UACAAGAAGAAAGUUUAACAUGCAGCAAGCAUGAAAAUUAUUACAGACUUCAUUGUUUGAAGAACAGGACUGACGAUCUCAUGUAACACCCACAGACAUAGGGAACACGAAGUAAAAGGUAUAUUAUAUGAGUUCUUUCAAACCUGUCAUAGCGUUGAAGUUUUGUUAGCCUUUUUUUUUUUUAUUUUGGACCGCUGCACAGACAUUUUCAAGCUAGCUUAAUCUGGAUAAUAUUUAGUGUUCCCCUUUUUAAAUUAAUUUCUGCCAACUACUAACGUUUUAAACCUUUAGGGAAAUGUUACUUCACUGCAUCAGAAGGCGUCUCCAGCUUUUAAGCGAAAAGCUCCCCUGGUAUCAUCGGAAUAUAUCCAAGUGCAUUAGUACUCGUGAUGUCAGUUCUGAUGAAACCAGCCUCUUGAUGCAACUUUGCGCUGAGCGUUAUUACAUUUCUUCUGAAGCGUUUCACACUAGGUCAUGUACAUAUGGGCCCUUAGGAACAGAACUAAAGAAAAACAUUAUUGAGCUGUGGACUUCAGCAAUACGUUCAAGAGCAUAUGUUUUUGGGAUAAAUACCUCAGCGUUAAGUAUAACGUGUGAGGAACCUUUCAGGAUUGUUGACAUAAGGACUCUUAAAGAAAUCCUAAACCAAGACAGUUUUACUACAGAAGAAGCAUCUCAAAAGAUUCAAAAACUUUUGAAAGACAAUGCGUCUGUUCGGACGAGUCUGCUACAGGGUGCUUUACAGCAGUAUACUCAGGCUUUGGAGCUUGUGAAUAGGACAUUACCUUUUGGAUUGGCAGAGGUUGGUCUGUGCCAUCAUUUCGAUAAUCAGCUCAGACAUUCAUCCAGUAACGAAUCAUCUUUGGUCUGGUUCUGUUCUCCCCGGACUUCUUCACAGUGGAUGGACUACUGGGCUCAUCAAAGACUGCAGUGGUGGAGGAAGGUAAAGCAUGGAAGCACAAAUAUGGGAGAAUUGGGUACUGACACUUAGAGCAGUGGUGGUUCUCAACUGGUUUGGCUAUGGUCGUUAAGCUGUGACCCAAAUAUUUUCCAUAUUUUCUUAAAAAUGCCUGACACACAAGUACUGUCCCUCUUUACUUAAAAUUACAUUAAAGGGAUAGUUCUUUCUUCUGAACACAAAAGGAUAUGUUUUAAAGAAUGUUUCAGACCUGACUUCCAUAGUAUUUUUUUUCUUACCAUGGAAUAUUUUUUUUCUUUACUCUUGUGUCUGACAGUACAUUUAAAUUGGUAAAGUUACUGAUUUGAAAAGUUAGUAAUAAAAUAUACAACAAAGCAACACAUUAUAUAAUAAAAUAAGCAGAUCUAUU
Messenger RNA from Pimephales promelas (fathead minnow), 1328 nucleotides. NCBI's taxonomy places the organism in Eukaryota, Metazoa, Chordata, Actinopteri, Cypriniformes, Leuciscidae. The record is from RefSeq and is a predicted model, not a curated record.